AUGUCGGCCGUCGAGGAACCGCUCGGUUCACCGCAACCGCAGCCCGAUCAGCCGGCGCUUGUCCCUCAACAGCUUCAAGCCCAGCCCGGCGAUCCCCCCAACGGCGCCCCCAACGCUGCCGGCGCACCCGGUGACGGCUCUGUUCUUCGAAAACCAAAAGCCCCGUCCGUGAGACGCGCAUGUUUGGCAUGCCAUACUGGCAAAACACGAUGCAGUGAUGUAUUACCUUGCCAGAGCUGCCUGAAAAGAGGGUUGGGCGCAACAUGCGCGUACCCAGAACUAGAUAAUCAGGAGCAGGCAGCUACCGUGGGGCAGCCGGGCGCUUUCUCCGCAGCUGCUGCUCCCUAUGGGCCUCCGCUGCAGUACCCGUCGGCGCCGCCGCCACCGCCUAUGCAACCCCUCACACCUCAAGGCCAAUACUACGAAUACUCCACAAACACUUUCAAUGCCGCCCCCUCCUCCUCAAACAGCACUCCCUACCGGCCUACCAAACGGCCCCGGCCGCUGACGGAGGAGGAGGCUGCUGCCAUCACGCGCAAUUUCACCCGUGGCGACUUUUUCGUCGGGAACAGCGCGCCGGUACGGAUCGACCCUCGCCUCCCAGUGCGUCUCACACUGGGCGAAGGCGACAGCGUCCACUUCACCAUAGGCGAGCCGUUCUACUCGCAACCAUCAUCCUGACCGUUGCAGCUGCGUCAUGCCCAUUUGGUUUAUCGGGUUCGUGAAGAAUAGGGUUAUUGGUGUAAUUAUCGUGAUCAUACUGAGCAUGUACAAUAGCGCUUAGACUGUGUAUCCUAGAU
Messenger RNA from Punctularia strigosozonata HHB-11173 SS5, 800 nucleotides. RefSeq lists its product as uncharacterized. Lineage: Eukaryota; Fungi; Basidiomycota; Agaricomycetes; Corticiales; Punctulariaceae. The transcript has 4 exons. The record is from RefSeq and is a predicted model, not a curated record. Gene Ontology annotation, biological process: regulation of DNA-templated transcription. Gene Ontology annotation, molecular function: zinc ion binding; DNA-binding transcription factor activity, RNA polymerase II-specific. The coding region runs from base 1 to 681 and encodes 226 amino acids.